Messenger RNA from Juglans regia (Persian walnut), 612 nucleotides. Its product is annotated as disease resistance protein RPV1-like. NCBI's taxonomy places the organism in Eukaryota, Viridiplantae, Streptophyta, Magnoliopsida, Fagales, Juglandaceae. Gene Ontology annotation, biological process: signal transduction. The coding region runs from base 1 to 612 and encodes 203 amino acids. The transcript is spliced from 2 exons. The record is from RefSeq and is a predicted model, not a curated record.
AUGUAUCGCACGUUGAGAGACAAAGAACUUGUAGAACUGCAUCCAUCCAUGUUCAGUGGGACAUUCCUCGGCAGAAAUCCACUAGUCAACGCAGCCAAGGAUGAAGCCAAAGAAGCCUCUCCGAAUAUUGACCCAAAGUCGAAGCAUCCAGCUGUAAAUAUACAGCACGAUGAUAAGCCUGAUAUCAUACCUCAACAUCAUGCUCCAGACCAAUCAUGCCACCAUCUAUACAAAGCAUUGUGUAAGAAAUUUAUCAUCCCCUUUAAGCAUGAUGAAAGACUGGAGAUCGGAACACCCAUUAAGAAGGAACUCUUGGAAGCAAUAGAGAAGUCAAGAAUGGCCGUCAUCAUUAUUUCAAAAGAGUAUGCAUCGUCCACGUGGUGCUUGGAAGAACUUGCAGAGAUUGUUGAAUGCAUGAAAGAUAGAGAGUUGAAAGUUUUGCCCAUUUUCUAUUAUGUAGAUCCUCGUGAUGUGGGGAAACCUGAUGAAACCUUUAGAGAUGCCUUUGCUGAACACGAGGAAAAUAUUGAGAACAAAGAUAAGGUGCAAACUUGGAGAAAUGCUUUGAAAAAAGUGGCCAAUCUCUCUGGAUUCCAUUUAAAGAGCGGGUAG